AUGGCGACCAACGUCGCGGCAGCUGCAAACGAGUAUGCGAGCUCAAUGCGCAAGUUCAAGCUCGUAUUUCUUGGCGAGCAAUCGGUAGGAAAGACCUCGUUGAUUACGCGGUUCAUGUACGAUACGUUUGAUGCAAACUACCAGGCAACAAUUGGCAUCGAUUUCUUGUCCAAGACCAUGUACCUGGACGACAGGACGGUGCGUUUGCAGCUCUGGGAUACGGCAGGACAGGAGCGGUUUCGGUCUUUGAUUCCCUCAUACAUUCGCGACUCCUCCGUUGCGAUCGUCGUGUAUGAUGUCACAAGCCGCGACUCGUUCAAGUCUACGUCAAAGUGGGUUGAGGAUGUGCGUGCAGAGCGUGGGAACGAGGUCAUUAUUGCACUCGUUGGGAACAAGACAGAUCUGGGCGAUAAGCGGUACGUGUCCGGCACAAUUAACAACAGUGAGGUAUCCUCGGAAGAAGGCGAACAGCGCGCAAAGGAGUACAACAAUGUCAUGUUUAUCGAAACCUCGGCCAAGGCGGGCCACAAUGUCAAGAAUUUGUUCAAAAAGAUUGCGCAUGCGCUUCCUGGUGUGGAAGAGCAGGCUGCGGACGGUGCUGCCCACCAGACGAUCGACGUCUCCGCGCAAGUACCCGAGGAGAAAUCGUCCUGUCAAUGUUAA
Malassezia vespertilionis is the source of this 663-nucleotide messenger RNA. RefSeq names its product GTPase Ryh1 (gene ryh1). The record is from RefSeq and is a predicted model, not a curated record. Gene Ontology annotation, molecular function: GTPase activity; GTP binding. Bases 1 to 663 code for a protein of 220 amino acids. The transcript has a single exon. NCBI's taxonomy places the organism in Eukaryota, Fungi, Basidiomycota, Malasseziomycetes, Malasseziales, Malasseziaceae.